ACACAGCGGUCGCUGCAUCAAAGCGCCCGACGCGAGGCACAGGCAGAAAUUGGAACAGCCAGUCCGAUCGAGGCAGGCCAGAGGCAACAACGGCAACAACAACAACAGCAACUGCAACCAAGCUGCAGACAGCAUGAGACUCACGCUCGCCUGGCUCUGGGUCUGCUUGGCGAUUUAUUGUAGCGGAGGCUUUGCCAACAACGGCCAAGGCAAUGUGGUCUUAUCUUUGCCACCAUCGCUUAUCGCGGCUACGGAGGUGGUGGCCUUGAGACAGCUGCAACAGCAGCAGCAGCAGCGGGAGCAACAGCAACAGCAAAUGCUGCACGAGCAAGAGCGCUGGAAAAAGGAUGCACGCGUCCUGUUUGACGGGGGCAUCGAUCCAUCGGCAGAUAUGGUGCACAGUAAGGAGCCGGCAUCCGCGGCUGGCAAACACAUUUCGCCCUACAACCACGACCUGGAAGUGGAGCAGCAGCCACAGCCGCAGCCGACGGAUUUUAAUCGAAAAGCACUGAGCGAGGCUUAUGAUUUAGAGGCACGACAGCAAUCAGUGCCGCAGGAAAUUGCAACGCAGCAUGGCCAUGGCCAUGGCCGUGCCACGCCCACGUUGCAGAAUUUCUGGGCCAGGCACUGUCUGGCCGCCAACAAUUGUCCACGCGAAUACAAUCGCGCUCUGGUGGCAGCCAGAACCAGAGAAGCCGUGUCGCGCAUGCGACAGCAGCUGGACAAAAUGAAAGAUUCGGGCAACGAAGACGAUCUGGAUGAGUCCUUAGAAAUGGACGACAACGACUACUAUGACAUAGAUGACAGCAAUGAAGGGCUUAAUGCGAGGGACAGCAGCAACGAGGUCUUCAUGCUGCUCACUGGCGAACAGGAUUUGGCCAAGUUUCUGCACUGGGCCAUGCAGCUGCUCUACCCAUCGCAGUUCCCGGCUGAGGGCCAGGGCGGCAGUGCAGCCGAGUUCUAUCAUCCGGGCAUGUACAUAUGGAAAAAGUAUAAUUUAUCGGGCCACUUGGAGCCGCCGCUGAUUGUCGAGGAGCCACACUAUGUGCUGGUGCGGCGCGAGAAGCAGAAUCAGAAGGAGAACUACCCACUGGGCGAUAAUCUAAGGCCAAAGGACGAUCCAUUUAUACCACCGCGAGGCCGCAAGCACACCACACCCGACCUGGAGGAGCUAUUGAAUCGAUACGAGCCAUUUGUGCCGAAUCGCGGCAAGCGCGACCGCGUCAAAGAUCUGUUCAAGUAUGACGAUCUAUUUUAUCCGAAUCGCGGCAAAAAGCAACGCGAUCUCUUCAAACCGGACGAUCCCUUCUUUUCGCAUCGCGGCAAAAAACUGAAGCUGAGCGAUCUUUACAACGUCGACGAUCCAUUCUUUCCGAAUCGCGGCAAACGGCAAUUGACGGCAAAGCAGACUCAGUUGCCACCGAGCAAAUGGGGAAGACUGCAGAGAACAUGGCAGUCGGACAGUGACAACGACAACAGCAACAGCAACAGCAAAGGCGAAGGCGACAACUGGCCUCAAAGAAUGCCAACGCAUGAAAUUAAUGGUAACGAUCAAUCAGUCAAGACAUCAAUGUCAGCCGACGACGCAGCCCUAGUGCAGCAACAAUUGCCGCUGCCCGCUAAUAGAUUGCAGUCGACAAGAUCAAUGUCAGCCUAUUUACAACAGCUGCAGCAGCAGCAGCAGCAGCAGCAGGAGCCAGUGCGCUUCAUUGUCAAUCCGGGCAUGCGCCAGCAGCAGCAGCAGGUGAAAACAUCCUGGCCAGCUAGAAGCCAUCAGCGCUGGAGGCGAUCUGCGCACAAUGCCCACUAGACACAAUUAACGCUCAACGAUAGUCCCAGCAGCCAUGGCUCUGACAUUGACACUGAUUAUGGUCAAUUGGACAUGUAAAUGGCGAUCGUUUAGCUAUAUACAGACAGAUAUAUAU
Molecule: messenger RNA, 1925 nt
Organism: Drosophila navojoa
Lineage: Eukaryota; Metazoa; Arthropoda; Insecta; Diptera; Drosophilidae
Gene: natalisin
Product: neuropeptide natalisin
Source: RefSeq, a predicted model, not a curated record